GCGAGCCGAGCCAGUGGCGGGCCGGAGGCGGGGCCGAGCGACAAGCCCACAAUUAAAGAUGAACUUUGAGUGAACUAAUUUAUCUGAGGGAGGAGAAGGUAACGGCAGCCUAUAAAAGCGCCGGGCGAGCAGCCCGGGAGUCACCGUGGCCGACGGAAGCCUUUCAGCCGAACCGCACCGCGAACUCUCCUGUCCUCAAAACAACAACAACAACCCAAACAACAAACAGCCGAGCUGCAACAUGGCCCUGAACACGCUGCUGGCCACCUUCCUGUGCACCAUCGUGCUGCCCGUGCUGCUGUUCCUGGUGGCGCUGAAGCUGUGGGAGGUGUACAUGGUCCGAGGCAGAGACCCGAGCUGCCCCAAGCCGCUGCCCCCCGGCUCCAUGGGCUUACCCUUCAUUGGAGAGACGCUGCAGCUCAUCCUCCAGAGGAGGAAGUUCCUGCGCAUGAAGCGGCAGAAGUACGGUUACAUCUACCGCACGCACCUCUUCGGCAACCCCACGGUGCGCGUCACCGGAGCGGAUAACGUCCGGCAGAUUCUGCUCGGGGAGCACCGGCUCGUGUCCGUGCAGUGGCCCGCGUCCGUGCGCACCAUCUUGGGCUCGGACACGCUGUCCAACGUGCACGGAGCCCAACACAAGACCAAGAAGAAGGCCAUCAUGCGAGCUUUCUCCACCGAGGCUCUGGAGCUCUACAUCCCCGUCAUCCAGGAGGAGGUGCGGGCCGCGGUGAAGGAGUGGCUUGCCAAGGACUCCUGCGUUCUGGUCUACCCAGAGAUGAAGAGGCUGAUGUUCCGCAUCUCCAUGAGGAUCCUGCUGGGCUUCGAGCCGGAGCAGAUCAAGACCGACGAGCAGCAGCUGGUGGAGGCGUUCGAGGAAAUGAUCAAGAAUCUGUUCUCUCUGCCCAUCGACGUGCCCUUCAGUGGACUGUACAGGGGUCUGAAAGCGAGGAACUUCAUCCACUCCAAGAUAGAGGAGAACAUCAAGAAGAAGGUGCAGGAGUCGGACCAGGAGUCCAAACACAGAGACGCUCUGCAGCAGCUCAUAGACAGCAGCAGGAAGAACGGGGAACCGUUCAGCAUGCAGGCCAUUAAGGAGUCCGCUACAGAGCUGUUGUUUGGGGGGCAUGAGACCACAGCCAGCACAGCCACCUCUCUGAUCAUGUUCCUGGGCCUGAACCCUGAAGUUGUGGCUAGACUGAGGCAGGAACUGAUGGACAAGCAGGGGAUGGAACUCCACAAUCUGAACAUUGAGGCCUUGGAGCAGUUGAAAUACACGGGUUGUGUCAUUAAGGAGACUCUGAGGAUCAACCCUCCUGUUCCUGGAGGCUUCAGAGUGGCCCUCAAAACCUUUGAACUCAAUGGUUACCAAAUUCCCAAAGGCUGGAACGUCAUCUACAGCAUCUGUGACACCCAUGAUGUGGCAGACAUCUUCCCCAACAAGGAAGACUUCCAGCCGGAGCGCUUCAUGACCAAACCCUUGGCCGACUCCUCCAGGUUCCAAUACAUCCCGUUCGGAGGGGGCUCCAGGAUGUGUGUUGGGAAAGAGUUUGCAAAGGUCCUGCUGAAGAUCUUCCUGGUGGAGGUGGUCACAAAGUGUCACUGGACUCUUUUAAACGGGCCCCCCACCAUGAAAACAGGACCUACUGUCUAUCCUGUGGACAAUCUGCCAACCAAGUUUACCAGCUAUGUAUAGAAAUGAAACGGAGCUGACGAGGGGCCGUGUUUCCUAAAAGCUGUCUAGAGUCAAAUUGUGAGGUUUCCCAAAAGUCUCAAAUCAUCUGUGUUUUGCCUCCAAAUCCACGGGGGAUCCACAGUCAAGUAAAGUCAAUGGGAAGUUUUGGGAAAUGUAAAACCGCUCCAAGGCUGCAUUUACACAAGUACAGAAAGUAUGUUCAUAAUUCAGAUGUUCUGGACUUGGUCAAUGUGGAUUUUUCGACUUGUACAUAUUGUAGAUGACCUAAGAACGUAUUUUACAGUUUAUAUUAUGAUGUUAAUACAAUGGUUUUGUAUAAAUUGAUACAUAUAUGAAUGUUUGUUUGAACAAACUAAAUGAGAGGCACUAUACACAGACAUGGAACACUUUAAUCAGCUCAAAGGUGUAUCUAUAGGAUUAUGUACAUAUGUAAUGUAGAGUCUGUUUAUAUAACUUUUGUAUCUUACCCCAACUUAUUUAAGUGACUUAUGUUAUAUUGUAUGGGCUUUUUAUUUAAUAAAACUGUUAUGUGGAG
Molecule: messenger RNA, 2231 nt
Organism: Cyclopterus lumpus (lumpfish)
Lineage: Eukaryota; Metazoa; Chordata; Actinopteri; Perciformes; Cyclopteridae
Gene: cyp26a1
Product: cytochrome P450 26A1
Exons: 7
Coding region: 242-1696 (484 amino acids)
Biological process (GO): sterol metabolic process
Molecular function (GO): iron ion binding; heme binding; monooxygenase activity
Source: RefSeq, a predicted model, not a curated record